Ostertagia ostertagi is the source of this 654-nucleotide messenger RNA. The record is from the annotation of a GenBank genome assembly. NCBI's taxonomy places the organism in Eukaryota, Metazoa, Nematoda, Chromadorea, Rhabditida, Trichostrongylidae.
GUGUGGAGAGUUAUCCUGCAACAAACGUUGCCGAUAUACAGUGACCAAGCUCAUUCUAUAACAUGUGACCUUGGAGAAGAGAUUUCUGUUGAAUCCUCCAUCAGACAUGAAUCUGAUGUGGUGGGAUUAUCUUACAAGUUAGUCGACUGUAGGAAUGAAGAAUAUUGUGAUCCCAAUUUUGUCUGUGGGCUUCGCAAGCCAUUUUUUGUAUCACGGCAUGUAGUAUGCAUAGAAAGCCUCAUCGAUAGGUUUAUGAGCGUCUACAUACGUACAUCAAGCUUCUUCAAAGGUUCUGUUUAUCGAGGCAGUCGAGACUAUGAAACUGACGUCAGUCGUGUGGACAACGACGGAAUCUGCACUUUGGUUAUACUGUGUGUCUCAGAACUCCAAGUUCCGGUAGGGGACGGUGAAGCGACUCGCAACUCUUUCUACCUUUUCCAAGUUCAAGUCCUUUGGAGUAUCUUCCAAGGUUGGAAAGUUGGUGGCAAAUGUCGGAUAAUCAAAGAGUUGAAACCGGAGGUCGCUUUCAAUCCUAGUUCAUGGUAUCCUUAUGCACGUUCCUGUUUGAGAAGCCGACUAUAUAUUAUAUACCCAAUACGAAAGUUGUUCUCGGGAGAGAUUCAGGACGUAUUACCUCAGAAAACAAAGCCAUAG